This is a messenger RNA of Vicia villosa (hairy vetch), 602 nucleotides long. RefSeq names its product non-specific lipid-transfer protein 1-like. The record is from RefSeq and is a predicted model, not a curated record. Bases 62 to 430 code for a protein of 122 amino acids. Gene Ontology annotation, molecular function: lipid binding. Lineage: Eukaryota; Viridiplantae; Streptophyta; Magnoliopsida; Fabales; Fabaceae. Gene Ontology annotation, biological process: lipid transport. Gene Ontology annotation, cellular component: membrane. The transcript has 2 exons.
AGCUAUACAGUACACAGUACACACCAUAACACUCAUCAGUUCUACACUCACUCACACAAUCAUGGCUAGCUCAAUGUUUAUCAAAGUUACUUUCUUGGCUAUGAUAUGCUUGGUUUUGGAUAUUCCCUUAACCAAUGCUGGCCAAACAUGCGAUGAAAUAAAAACCACCUUAUUACCAUGCGUUCCGUAUCUUAGGGACCAAGAACCAACUGUCCCCGUAAUAUGUUGCAAUGGUGUUAGGACUGUUACCGACCAAGCCAGAACUGUUGCGGAACGUAAAGAUGGUUGUGAGUGCCUCAAAGCAUCUUUAACAAGCAUACCUGGACUCAAUCCUAAUGCCGCUCAGGAUCUCCCUAACAAGUGCGGUGUCAAACCGGCUUUCCCAGUUGGUGUCAACGUAGACUGUAGCAAGAUAGGACUUCAGCUCUGAGCUUGUAGGGUUUGCACUUGAUGAAUAAGUGAUGAACUUGGUUUGGUAAUAACCAAGACAGAAUAAAGAUAUUUUGAUUUCUCGAAUAUUGUAACUGAAUUCCCACUAGGGAUCACUAUAUUAUGAGUUUACGUAAUAGUUGAAAUAAAAUCUUCUCAGUUUCGGCUCGAAA